Molecule: messenger RNA, 876 nt
Organism: Ramularia collo-cygni
Lineage: Eukaryota; Fungi; Ascomycota; Dothideomycetes; Mycosphaerellales; Mycosphaerellaceae
Product: related to Y.lipolytica glyoxylate pathway regulator GPR1
Exons: 5
Coding region: 1-876 (291 amino acids)
Cellular component (GO): plasma membrane
Molecular function (GO): acetate transmembrane transporter activity
Source: RefSeq, a predicted model, not a curated record
AUGUCGACCGUCCCUCAAGAGUACAACUCCGUAAAGGAAGGUACCAAUGGUACCAGCUCGCACGACCACGCGAACGGCGCGCAGAUGCGCAAGCCAUAUGACUAUGGCGGCAACCCGCUCGCGCAUAUCAACACUGGAGACUCCGUCCGUCUCGCUGCCUUUGGUGGUGAGCUUCAGCCAGGUCUCUACAAGUCUACCGAGAAGCGCAAGUUCGCCAACCCAGCUCCUCUUGGGCUUUGCGGUUUCGCAUUGACAACUUUCUUGCUCUCCGCCAUCAAUCUGGGAACCAAGGGUCUUUCCGAGCCAAACAUUGUCAUCGGUGCUGCUUUCGCGUAUGGUGGUCUUGUUCAGCUUCUCGCAGGAAUGUGGGAAAUGGCUGUUGGUAACACUUUCGGUGCUACUGCUCUUUCGUCUUACGGUGGAUUCUGGAUCGGUACUGCAAUCAUUCUCACUCCAGGUGGUUUCGAGAUCAUAUCCACGCUCGAAGCGGACUCUCCUGCGCCGUUCCUGAACUCGUUCUCGCUCUACCUCUUUGGAUGGUUCAUCUUCACGACUCUCCUCACCAUCCUCACGCUGAAGUCGACCGUCGCGUUCUUCUUCCUAUUCUUCACCCUGGACAUGGCGUUCCUCUUCCUUGGUCUCGCCUACCUGUACUUCACUACCGAGACUGUCGAUGGCAUGACCACUGGUGCCCCACACACUGCAUUGCUACGCGCAGGAGGUGCCUUUGGAAUCAUUGCCGCUUUCGCCGCUUGGUACAACGCCUUCGCUGGUAUGGCCGACUCUAGUAACUCGUUCUUCGUCGUCCCAGGACGUGAGAAGCGUGGCAAGGUUGACAACAGCCAGGCUCGCCUUGACGCCGAGAACUCUGUUUAG